AUGAAAUAUGAAAAAAAAACUGCAAUAAGAUUCUCGGAUUGUUCAGGGUUCUCCUCGUCGAAAAGCGAGCUUCUUGUCUUCGCGAUGAAAAAGAAGAUAUUCUGUGAAGGAUCACUGUUGGAUGCCGUACAACGCUCAAAUCUGUAUUCUGAUUGUAAGCAUUUCGUGGACAUGUCUCUGAAGCAUGAUGCAGAGACUACUCUUGUGCGUUGGGAAGCACUGAGAGCUGCUGGACCAGUGACUACUGAGCGUCUUCGUGAAUUCGUUAAUGACUUUUUUAAUGAACCGGAAAACGAGCUCACAGAAUGUUUACCAGACGACUGGGACCCAGCGGUACGGUUUACUUGCACCAGUGUUGCUUUCAUAUGA
Messenger RNA from Ostertagia ostertagi, 369 nucleotides. The record is from the annotation of a GenBank genome assembly. Lineage: Eukaryota; Metazoa; Nematoda; Chromadorea; Rhabditida; Trichostrongylidae.